This is a messenger RNA of Pygocentrus nattereri (red-bellied piranha), 8026 nucleotides long. Its product is annotated as titin homolog. The transcript is spliced from 19 exons. The record is from RefSeq and is a predicted model, not a curated record. The coding region runs from base 352 to 6732 and encodes 2126 amino acids. Lineage: Eukaryota; Metazoa; Chordata; Actinopteri; Characiformes; Serrasalmidae.
CUUCCGUUCCCACUGGCGCAGCAAAGCGAGCAGUGUUGUUAGCCAGCUCGGUAAUAUGGGCUGCUGCCGUGCCCGUUUGGGGUCAUUAUCCUGCUAGCUGCCUCCAACAAAAGCUGCAAUUAAAAGACAUAAAUGUGAUCCGCUGGGGUAGAAAACAUUUCUGAUGUCCCAGGAUGCCGUUUGUUGUAGCUAGCCAGGUAAAGCAGCGGCUUUGUAGCAGCUAACGUUAGCUAGCCAACUUUAGCCAGUCGUCUUUCCUGUUUACGUUACUUUUCGGUUCCACGCAGCGCGCUGACCCGGUCACUUAGUCUGCAAACAGCGCACAACUGGUGACCCAGAAAAGGUCAGCGAAUGGCUAAAGGUCGAAAACGAGGGAAUGCCCGUCCUCAGGCAAAUGGACCUAGAUUUAGGAUGCCUCCUCCAGGUGGGCCUCCACUCCCCGACGAGCUUUGGGGAAGGCCUGCACAUCCAGGUGAGUUUCGUGGUCACCCGCCCCAUUCAAUGGGUCUCCCUGGACCGAGGAUGCCACCAGAGCGAUUUCCAAUGGGCCCACCCGACUUCAGACCUCCCUGUCCCCCGCCGAGGGAGGGAGAGCCGUAUAUUCAUGACGAAUUCAUGAUGAGAGACGCGUUCAUGCACAGAGAUUUCCACCGGCCGGCGUUUGAAGGUGAUACACGCUACCUCCAUCCAGACUUUGAGGGACGACCGAGCGGAUAUCACCCGUCAGAGUUUGAAGGUGGCCCCCCCUACCCUCAUCCAGAUUUUGAAGGCAGACCACCAGCGUAUGAUCGUGGACCUGAGCAUGACUUUUACCCACCACCAUAUAAAGCUGGGCCAACUGGUUUUGACCCUCCAGAAUUUAGGGGUGGACCACCAGACUUCCACCCCCCUCGGUUUGAGAGAGAAGCUGGGUAUCCAGUAAUAGAUUCUGCAUAUGGGCCAGCGGAUGCUUACAGUGCACCGGACCCACAUUAUCCACCGCCCGUGGAAGUCCGUGGUGAUCCUGCCUUUGGAGCAACAGGAGAGUAUUUUGGGCCUCCACCAGAUUUCAUGGGACCGGGACCAAGACCUGGACUGUUAGGCCAGGAUGUAGCUACUACAGCUCCCCCUCCGCCUCCAUGUCCACCUCCCAGCGUUCAGAAUGAUGCCAGUCAGCAGGCAUCCAAGCAGACAAAGAAUGAAAAUACUAAGACUACGGCUUCAAAGACAACAACAUCCACAGUCAAGAAUUUAUCAAGAUCUGUCAAACCUCCUCCAGGACGAUCCAUGGGAGUAAUUUCGUUUAUUGGUAGCAAUUAUGGGUUCAUUGAACGCGAGGACCUGAAAAAAUUCUCUUUCCCCUUUGAUGCCUAUUUUGGAAAACGGGAACAUUUGGUCCCUGGGGUUAAAGUGCAUUUCACAGCAGUCAAAGAAUUGGGAAAAGAAUGUGCCACUGAUGUGAAAGUUGCCCCGGGAGGGACAGAGGAGAUUGAAGAGACAAUCUAUGAAGGAGUGGUCACUACUGUCCUUCCAGAUAGUUACGUGUUGGAACCUCACCCUGGCCGUAUUAGAACCAUUAUCUCUACUGACCCCAUUAAACUACCUUUUGGAAAGACAGACACAAAAGCCACUCUACUACUGUUUGAUCGAGUGAAAUUUCAGCUGCUCACAGAUAUUAUUUCUAAAGAAAAUAGAGCCACAAACAUCAUGCCACAAAUACCAGAAACAUUUCAGCUCACCAAGGAAGUCAGGGAAAGGGGUGUGGUAAUGAAUAUCAAGGGUGAAGUCUGUACCAUCAUGGCAAAGAGAAAUGAAAACCUCACUGCUUCUGUCAAAGAGAAUCUGUCAGAUGAUGAACUCAAUGUUAUGGAUGAGGUGGAGUUCACAGCUAUGACUGUAAAAGACACUGUGAAAGCCAUCAGACUGAAGAAGCUUCCUGAGGGCUCAGUGUUCUUUGAUUCACAAGCAAAAAACAGAAUUGCUGAAGCAAAGGAGAAAAUCACCGACCCCUCUGCAGUCAAAGACAAGUGGAAACCAGUGACCUCGGAGGUCAUUUCUGAAGACGGAGUUAGUGAAGACACGAACAGUGAGAAGUAUGAGGGAACCAUCUUCAAAGUCAUCACGAAGAAUUCCAAAGAAGAGGGAAUGGAGACGGAGGAACAGGAACCUGCCCAGGGUCUUCUCGACUCCACAGUGGCAGGCACACACAAACGCUUACCCUUUAGGUCAGGUGAUGUGAUCACACAAGCCACUAUGAUGGUUGGCGACAAGGUCCGUUUCAACAUCUCUAUCAACACGGACACCAAAGAAGAGCGUGCAGUCAACAUUGAGAUCCAGCCAGACAGCCUUCACACAGAUUCGGCAGAGCAACGCAGGAUAGGUGUUGUUGUAAAAUUGGAUGAUAAUUCUGGGCUCAUCAAGACUCCGCAGGACCCACAACUGGUUUUUGAUCUGAGUGAGGUCCUGGAAUCUACCAAGCUCACUUUGUCAGAAAAGGUUGAAUUUACAUUAGCAGUGAAUGAAGGAGCUGAAGGGGGUAAACGAGCCAUCAGAAUCAGGAGGCUGACUGAGAGUGUCUUCACAUCUGUGCCAAAGUUAGACAGCCUUGGAGAGAAAGAGAAGAAGAAAAUGACAAUCAAAUUGUUGAGGGGUCCGAAAGAGCAAAUCAAUAACGGGGUGAAAAAAGAGGUCAAGAAUGGUGACUUGGCUGCUGCCAGGAGACCAGAGAAGGGAAAAUCUGAAGCUUCCAAAGCUGUUAAACCAACAAAAUCACAAAAGCAAGACAUUAAAGGCAAGCAAGAGAAAGGUAAAACAGAGAGGGAGCAUAGCAGAGAAAACAGCCGACGCAGGUACAGUCGAAGUAGGAGCCGCAGCCAUGAUAGGAGUGGCAGCUACUACAGGAGGCAAAGGAGCUCCAGCCGGGAGAAGUGUUACAGCAGACACAGACGGAGCCGCAGCCACAGCAGAGAUCGGACACACAGAUACAAGCCUAGUCACAGCCACAGUCAUAGUCGCAGUAGAAGCAGGGAAAGGAGUGGUCGAAGUGGCAAGAAGAGAAGCCGUAGCCCAGAACACAGGAAUGACUCCCGCAGAGGACGAAGCAACAGUAAGGAGCGCAGCAGCAAGAGGCGAAGCAAAAGCCCUGAUAAGAAAACUGAGAGCCAAAAAUCUUCAUCAAAAUCUCUACCUAGCUCCUCUGGUUAUAUGGACCCAUCUUCUGAGGUUGUAGAUGAUGAAAUAGCACAGAAAAGGAAAGAGUUAUUGGAGCUCAAUGAGCUAAUAGCACGUAAAAGGGCAAUCAUUGCUAUGGAACAAAACACCAAAUCAUUUAAAGAUGUACUUGAAAUGGACAGAAAACAUGGGUUUGCCACAUUUGAUUACCAGCACAAAACGUGUCUAGAAAGCGCAUGGAUGCCUGACAUGAAACCAGCCAAGUCCAUUUUGAAGAAACACUCAGAUCCUCUUACUUUAUCUCAACAUCAGGCAAGUAAAAGAAGCUUGAGCCCAGAGGAGCCAGAAGGAUACCCGAGGAACAGUACUACCAGCCCAUUUGCUUGUUCAACGCCUACAUGGGUGAAUCAGAGUUCUUCCCCUGAGACUACAGAUCAAGAAUUAGCAAGGAAGAAGAGGCAGCUGGAAGAAUUAAGUGAAUCUAUAGCACGUAAAAGAGCAAUUGUGGCCAUGGAGCAAAAAGCUAAAACUAUUUCUGAUGAGCCUGACAUAAAAAAGGAAUAUGAUUUUGCUUCACGCUCUGACAAUUUGGACAUUUCAGCACCCAGCAAGGACACCUGGAGACUUGACAUAAAACCUGAUCCCCAGCCAAAGAAGUCCAUUUUGAAGAAACGAUCAGAAAUCCUCCCUGAUCAGCUGCAGAGUGAUAUGACUUCAACUGAUACACCUCCUUACAGUCAUACUAUAUUUCCCAGUUCUAAUCCCCCUCAAAAUGAUUACUCAGCUUUCUCCAAACCCUCUGGGUCUUCUCAUACCGUGCCUGAAAAAUCCAUUAAUCCACCAAAUACUGUUGAUAUUUUCAAGCGGUUGAUUAGUGAAGUUUCUACCAGUGCAUGUAGGAGUGAGUCCUCACCUUUUAAUAAUCCACCUGGCCUACGGUCAUCUUCCUCCAUGUCGAAUUCUGGAUCGUUUUACGGCCAAAAAAAUACAGGAGAAGCCAAAGCUGGUUGUUCAUAUGAAGACACAAGUUCUGCGUCACAUUCCCAAAGCCACCAGGCUCGUGAUAAAUCCUCCAUCAGUGAUGGACCUACAGUCCAGCCUUCAGGUUCAGAGCAGAAACGUAAUCUUGCCACACAAAUGCAACGUUUUCUCAGUGCUCUAAAUAAGGCAGAUUCAAAUUUGUUGUCCUCACUGUUGAGGGAAGCCAGAAAAGACUCAAAUUCUUUGGGUCAAACAAAUUCACAAGUUCGGUCAGGUAGAAAAGUACCCCACAAGGAUGAAAUGUAUGAUCCUUUCAAAGAAACAGAAGACAAUGAAGAUAACCCUUUCUUACUGGGGAGCAGACAGAGUAGGAUAUCUACGAUUGGACAAGUUGAAAACUGUUUGGAAGACCAUGGUGAUGAUGAUCUGUUGCCGCAUGAAAGAGCCGUGCAGGAUGGCAGCGGAUUUUCGAGAAUUGUCGGAAUGAAAUAUGGGACAGAAGCUAAGGCUGAGAAUCGGUUCCUUUAUGAAGAGAAAAAAGCCCCUGAGAGUCAAAGCAGAUUUUCAGAAGAGCAGAAACAGUUUUCAGAACAUGAUCGAUAUGAUCAGCACAAGAAUCGCUACAGUGAUUUUGAACAGCAGGGUCAUUCUGCGGAGGGCUAUCAGAAUCCGUAUUUGAAUACUCAAGAAUUGCGUACAGAUAAUAGAGAGAGAUACGAAAGACAAAAAGUGUCUGAGAGGUACAGGGUAGGAGGCAGCCAUAGCCCAGUGCAUCAGACCUCAGAGAACACCAGUGAAGAUACAGCCAAAAAGACAGAGCAUUAUGAAAAACUUCAGAAUCUACUGCAAACAAUUGGUCUUAAACUAGACACAGCAGAAGUUAGCAAGCUAGCUGACAGGACAAGGGAGCGGUUGUAUGGGAAGAAAGUGAAACCUCAGAGUGCAUCAUCUCACUCGUUUGAUCAAAAGGAUGAGCAGUCGGUGAGUAGAUAUAAUCGAAGAGGUAGUAGAGCAGAUUCCUCUGACUCUGAGGGAGUCCGUUCUGUAUCUCCUAAAAAAUCCUCCAGUCGUGAGGUUUACAUGACUUACAUGGAUUCUCUUAGGUCUCGAGACCAACAUGAUGAAGUAUCAGGUAUAAAGGAGAGGGAUCUGGUCAGUCUUAAAAGGACUAUUAAGAACAGUCCAGAGGCAACUCCAGAUUCAAAUCACCUUGCACCGUCAACAGCAAAAGUGCAUGAUUCUUACAAACCUACAACGGAGCUCACGUCAACAUCAGCUCAAUCUGUCAGUUUCUUUUAUACACAGAAAGCCACUGAAUCCUCAUUGGAUACACCCUACAUCAAAAGUAGACAGAAUUCCUGGGAGUCUAGCUAUCACUUGGAUGAAGACAAGAAAGGGAACUCUCAGGAUCUUGUGUCUCCCUACAGUUCAGUUCCUCAAAGUCCUCUGCAUUACACUGCUGGAAUUAAUAUACCACUUCCCAGUAUACCACCCCCCAGUGUACCACCUGGCUUUGGCACUUAUACAGCACCACUGUUCCCAGUCCCCCCUCCUUUUUCCACACCAAAUCCUUUUGGCCCCCCUCCAGCCCCUGUUUAUCCACCACCCCCAGGUCAAUUUAACAUGCCCUUGCAAACAGGAGGUUCUGGCUACGGCAUCAGUCAGGUUAAGAUCAAACCCACUGCCCCAACCAGAUGCCUUAAAACAAUCGAAACAGUAAAAACCCAGGAACCUGUUAGUACAAAACCUGCACUGGCCAAUGUACGCCCUGCACUUAUUAGCAUACAGCCCGUAGAAGAAACUCAGCCUAAAGACAGUCAAGGAGAAGAUGAAUCAAAACAAGCUGCACCUGUAAUGGAGGAUGACAUCAAAGCUAAACAAAAGAAGAGGCUGGAGCAGUUUAACCAGAGGAUGAGACUGAAGAAAGAACAACAAAUGGAAGCUCAGCGAACACAUGGACAAAGCCAGAAAUCAGCGCCAGGAAAAGUUACCCGAAACGAGGUAAAGAACGUGUGGAUAUGUGGCCACUCCCUGGUGUUCUGGGCUGAGAAGAGGGCUACAUCUCCUGAAUUUGGUAUGCAGCUUGGGAUGGACCCCAACUGUGUGCGGAUAUGGUGGAAGGGUGUGCAGGGCAUGACUUGGCAACAGCUUCUGCCCCAGCUGCUCCAGCUCAAAGACAAUUGGCCCAAACCAGAUGUGAUUCUCUUACACUUGGGAGGAAAUGACAUCGGCAAGUCCACCACAGAGGCCUUCCUGGCAGCAGUGAAGAAAGACCUGAUUUCGAUGAAGAGCAUAUUUCCUGAAUGCCUCCUGGUUUGGUCCAACAUCCUACCACGUAGGUCCUGGAGGCACUCGGAGGACAGCGCAGCAGUGGACAACACACGUAGGGCCAUUAACAAAAGCAUCUGCGGUAUUAUUACAGAGCUCAGUGGAUCUUCUCUCACUCAUGAGAACAUAAAGCCUGGAUUGGACACUGGCCUCUACAGACCAGAUGGGGUUCACCUCUCUGGUAAGGGAAUUGACACUUUCAAUUUGAACAUGCAAGACUUCCUUGAGAAGUGGGAGAGCGAGAUAAAUAAGGACGAGCCUUCUGAAAUAUAGACUUCUUUUAACAUGGUUCAUUUCAUAAUGCUGUUUUACUUUACUGUACAUUUUUUUGUACUGUGUAAAUGUCUUCGCAACUCACUCAUGUAUCUCUUUCGUACAUUGUUAGGGUUGGAUACCAACCUAAGGUUAUACGAAUGUCGCUGCAUGCUUUAAUGGAUUUAAAAAAAAAGUCUAUUGAAAGAAUGUUGGGAAAAAAAUCUGUGAUCUUUAAUAAACACCUACUCAAAUCUUUUUUUGAUUAGAUUAAAUUUGUUUUUAUUGAGUUAUGUUUAUUGAAAACAAAACUGUAAACAAGCAAGUAUGAAAAUAAAAUAAUACAGGAUUUACAACCGUGUCCGUUUAUUGAGGUUUUCUCUUUCCAGUUCCAAAAAUUAUUUGAAAACUUGGAUGUGCCUUUUGAACCACAGUAAUGUAGCAUGGUUUAAUACUGCUGAUCAAGCAGUAUUGAUCCCACUUUGUAAGAAUUGUGUAUGAGUGAGUUCUCAAUGCACCUUGAUGAUAAAUGCAAUCCUUGAGUUGUACACAUCAGCAUAAAAUGUUAAUUAAAGCAAACUUUUUCUACUCUGAUCAUUUGUAUUGUCUAAGAUUUACUGUCUGCAGCAGAGAUUGUAUUGCUCAUCGUAAUGUCCACUGGAUGCUACUAAAUGUAUUGUCCCUGUUCCCCUGUUGUCUCAGCAUGAAGCCGGUUUGGUGGUCUAUACAGUGGUUGCCUUUCUCUUCUGCAGGUGGUAAUGGGAGCCCUUAGCUUUCCCUAUCUUCUGGAUAGACUCAGAAGUUUAUGUAGGUUUGGAGCAUCUGAUGGACUGCACUGUACAUCUUCUGAAAACAGAGCAAAGGCUGGGCUACAAGAAGACAACACAGUCCUGAAGAGCAACUAUAUUUUAUCUUCAGAAGGUUCAUUUUGUAUGUGAAUAAUGUACUUACUUGAAAUCUGAACAAAAAAGCUUUUAUGUUGUAGUUGUGUAUUAAGUUCUGUAGAAAACACUGCCUAGAAGACCUUGAGAAACUUGUAUGAACUUUAUUGCAUUGUAGAACGUUGUACUGGUAGGACAGCAGUGCCAUGUUGAUAUGUUUGUUCUGCAAGUGUUUGGAUGCAUUAUUGGAAUGCACAUAAACCACUAAACAGUGGUUUAGGCUGAAGUAUGAUUCCCAUCAGGUGAUCCUGAUUUCAGGAUCCAAAUGAGACUGUAAGAGCAGCUGAUCACUUCAUUAGUUUAUUUUUAAUUUAUUGUGUAGCAAAACAGACCACUGUCUGAGCAUAUGGGGAAUAAAGUCAUCUGUUAAUACA